Messenger RNA from Fundulus heteroclitus (mummichog), 3844 nucleotides. RefSeq names its product GATA-binding factor 6-A. The record is from RefSeq and is a predicted model, not a curated record. The transcript has 7 exons. Lineage: Eukaryota; Metazoa; Chordata; Actinopteri; Cyprinodontiformes; Fundulidae. Gene Ontology annotation, cellular component: nucleus. Gene Ontology annotation, biological process: positive regulation of transcription by RNA polymerase II; negative regulation of transcription by RNA polymerase II; epithelial cell differentiation. Gene Ontology annotation, molecular function: zinc ion binding; RNA polymerase II cis-regulatory region sequence-specific DNA binding; DNA-binding transcription factor activity, RNA polymerase II-specific. Bases 174 to 1649 code for a protein of 491 amino acids.
CCGACGCUUCCCAUUAGUCCCAGGAGAAGAAGCGGCCGCAGCAACAGCAGCAGUAGCAGCGCGUUAGUUGGGGAAACUUCAGCGACUUUAUGGCAAACAAGUAGAAGGGUACGUUGCCCUCCUACGGUUGCUUUUAGAUUACUACUCUGAUUGUGUAUGGAAAGUGCUCCUGGAUGGACCUGGGUGACAACAGCUGGUCCAUGGUCAAACGAGAAGUUUCCAGCAGCCCAGGCUCGCCGGCCGAGCAGAGCUACCUGCCCGGUGACAGCAGCAGGAGGGACGGGACCACGCCUCCGAGCGAGCUCGACGUGCUGGGCCACCGGCGCCCGGACGGCAGGUCGCUGCACUCCUACCUCCACUUCGGACACCACGGCAACGCCGCGACCGCCGGCGAGGACAUCCCGCUGUUUACGGACUUGGACCAGGGGAGCAAGCUCGUCAUCUCCGCCGGAGCGCACAAGGCGAGCCUGCUGGUGGACCACGCCGACAUGUACCAAACUUUGGCCAUCGCCGCAGCCCAGAGCCAGACUGGAUACGAUUCCUCCUCCGGUGGCUACAUGCACUCCAGCCCCAACUCCCCGGUCUACGUGCCCAGCUCCCGGAUGAACCCGAUGAUUUCCAGCCUCUCCUACCUGCAGGCCGGCGGCUCCGCGCAGCCCGGCCACGCCGUCUCCAGCCACUCGGUGUGGUCGCAGUCCACCCCGGAGAGCCCGUCCUCGUACAGCGCCGGGAGCCCGCACGCUUCCAGCCGGUUCCACUACCCCCCGAGCCCGCCCAUGAAUAACGGGACACCCCGGGACAGCAGCUACGCGAACACGCUAAACGUGGGCAGCAGGGACCAGUACGGCCUCUCCCGGCCUCUCAGCGGGACCUACCCGAACCCGUACUCGCCUUAUGUGGCACCUCAGCUGCCCUCGCCUUGGACCGGGGGACCUUUUGAUAACACCAUGCUGCACACUUUGCAAAGCCGGGGCGCGCCCUUGAUUCGGGGUCCAAACGGAGUUUCAGACAUCCUGGAUGACAUGGCGGAGAGCCGGGAAUGCGUCAACUGCGGCUCCAUCUCCACGCCGCUGUGGAGGCGCGACGGUACGGGCCACUUUCUCUGCAACGCCUGCGGCCUCUACAGCAAAAUGAACGGGCUGAGCCGGCCACUCAUCAAACCGCAGAAAAGGACGUCGACCUCCAGACGGAUCGGCCUCUCCUGCGCAAACUGUCAGACCAGCACGACGACCUUGUGGCGCAGGAACGCAGAAGGAGAACCGGUGUGCAACGCGUGCGGUCUCUACACUAAACUACACGGAGUACCUCGACCGCUCGCCAUGAAGAAAGAGGGAAUCCAGACUCGAAAAAGAAAACCUAAAACUUUGAGUAAAAGCAAAGGAUCUUCGGGCACUAACAACUCUGUCUCCAUGACUCCCACAUCCACCUCCUCAUCCAAUUCUGAAGACUGCUCCAAAACCAGCUCUCCCUCUGCACAAGUGUCAGGGGUCAGUUCGUCCGUGCUGCCCGGCUCGGGGGAGGGGGCCGGCCCCGGCUCGGCGGUGAAGUACCAGGGACAGGACAGCCUGUACACCAGCGUGGGCUUGACCCAGUCGUCAGAUGUAGCCUCAGUGAGGGGGGAACCCUGGUGCCCCAUGGCCUUAGCCUAAACACUCAAAGUUUUUGCGUGUGCGUGGACAGAAAUCCAUGACCUCCCCUGUUGUGUCCGGACGCUGUGGUGUGGAUAUAUCUGCCCCCCCCCUCCCCUCAGCCGAUGCAAAACGUGGUGGUGGAAAGGAGGGUCGAAGCGAGCGGCAGUCGCAGCUUAAACCUUGAUCCGUGCAUGGAAUAUCUGGGGAUUGGCGCUGGCGUCUUGCAGUCAGUGGAAACGUCAGGCCGGACAGUCAGCCCAGGGCACUGGAUGGUUUUUGAGCCUGAUCUCUCCCUUCGGUGGCUCUUCAAAGCCAAGCCAUCGUGUAAAUAACGGAUUUCCUCCCCCCCCCGCAGAAAACACUGCUGAUCGGACACGAGUGCUUGAUGAAGCACUGAGGACGUUUAGAUUGUUCUUCUUCUUCUCUCCCCACAACUGGAAUCACGCCAUAAGUGCUGAGAUGACUUUGAUGAAUCAAGAAAAAAAAAACAACAAAAAAAAAAACAACCAACAACUAUAUUUAUAAAUCUCCAAUUGUUGAGAACCUAUGAUUGUUAAUAAAGAUAUCAAUAUAGAGCUGAUGUUAAACCAUUCUGAAGUCUUUUUUUUUUGUUGUUGUUGUUGCUUUUGUUUUAAGUGUUUGUUGAAUCUGCACGUGUUUUCCACCGAAAGCUCUUACUGCUUGUGUUAAAAGUAGUUUGGUUAAAACAGGGUAUAAAGUUUAAAUGUCAGUGUUUUUUUUUUCUUUUUUUUUUUUCUCUAAUCAUUCUCUUCAAAACAUGCAAAUGAUUGAUUCCUUCUUGUUUUAUACAUUAAAACGUUGUCAUCCAUGGGGGUGAGUAAGGUACUAUUCUUAAAAGAUGUCUGCAUGCGGUCGGACGUUGUGUGUUCAAAGCUCAGCCGCUAUAUCUGAACGGCUGCACUGGCCGGCUCACCGUUUCACAACUCUAGCAUGUGCCGUUGUGUCGUUUUUCAACACAGUUAGAUCAACAUAGGGAACGUGGUCACCGCCCGAAUACUUCAUGCUAAUUUCAUUUAAUUAAUUGCUGUAAUGAUUUUUUUAAAUCAACUAUUAGGAGAUCAUGUCAUUUGUUUUGGAGAGGCAAAACGACCGAGAUCCAGAGUCGACCCGAGGCAUAAGCGAAGCGGGCAACCCAAGGCUCCACAGCCAAGAGGGGGGGCCCCUGGGAUCUCUGGAGCCGUCUCAAAAGUCAGGUUUACAAAUACGGCGCCUUAGUGUUGCUCGUGCAAAUUUGCAAUGUUUAAAAUGUUUUAUGCAAUUGAAUGUAGCCAAGCUUUGUUUUUCUGAGUAAAAUAUAUUGUUGCUAUCUUUACGCUCCACCUUUCUACAAAGAACAACCCCCUAAACUGCAGAAAUAACAAUAAAUUACUAUAAAAAAGGGUAAUGUUUAAUAUAUAUAUAUAUAUAUGUGCUACAAUAUGGUCACUGAAACGGCCUCAAAUCAAAUUCUGUUUGUGGCUAUUUCUGCUUCCUAACUGACUUUGCAGCAUGAAAAGUUUUUUUUUUUUUUGCUGGAUUUUUGUCAUUAUUUGUUGGAUUUAAACUAAAAAAAAAAAAAAAAAAAAAAAAAAGCUAAUUCAAUCAAAUUUGAAGGGGCUGAAACCUGGAGGCAGUUUCCUGAGUUUAAGCUUCUCCUCUUCAUGUCCGGAACUUGUUCCAUUCUUGUAGAGAUUUUGUCAUUCCUUCCCCUGAACGUAUUUAUUUUUUAGGAGACCAUGCUCUCUCUGCUAUUUUUUUUAAUUUUUUAUUUUUUUUUUAUUUUUCUGGAACAUCAUGAGAAAUGAUUCUAUUUAAAUCCAGUCCAAUAAAUCGUUCUGAUGAAGCAAAUAAAUUUAGACUUUGUUUGAAAAGAGGCACGCCAUUUUCAAGGCAGAGCUGUGAGCAGGGUUGGGAAUUUAUGAAGAGAGUCGUGGUGUUGGACGCGCGGGCAUUCCUCAUGAGUCAUUCAUGCUUUCACUCCCCGUUUCUGUUUUGCUGGACAAAAACUUUAUCUUGUUAGAUAUUUUCAAGACCAACUAAUGGAAGCGAAGAAAAAAUGUGGCUUCUUUUAGAUGAAUUUAGAUGUUAAAAAAAGAAUCUGUAGCCAAAAUAAAACCCAUAAAAUGUGCUUUUUGUUUUUACAUUUACUCCCCCUAUUUCACUCUGUUCAUGUUCUAUAUUUAAUUAAAGAAAGACAUUAUUCCCCGUGGAAA